AUGAGCGCGGCUGAGCAAGCAAUCGAGCUCGUACGCCGACUCAAUGACCCCAGAUUCGCAGCUGGCGCCUCGCAGAUUUCGCGAGAGCUGCAGGAAAUCCAGUUGUCUGAUCACGGAUGGGCUGCUGCAGACGCUAUGCUCGACCAUGCGGAUGCCAAUAUCAAGUUCUACGGAGCUCUGACUCUGCAAAUCAAACUCAACAAAGACAGAAGCACACUCAACGAACAAGCAGCAGCUGAAUUGAGGUCCCGUCUGGUCCUGUGGUUUGUAAGUUUGCGUGAUCUACCUCCCAAACUCAUCAUCGACAAGCUUUGUUCCACAAUGGCCACAUACUUCAUUCAGACUCCUCUACCAUGGACACAGACUGUUCGCCAAGUCAUUUGCUCACUAUAUGCCAGUGAUGUGGUGCCUCAUGAUAUGCUUAGCUCAUAUCCGGAUACCAGCCAGAUCAUUGGCGAAUUAUCAGGCUUGAGGCUAUUCAUGGCUGUCCGCUUCUGCAGAGUGUUGGCCGAGGACGUACAGAACAGCUCUACACUAGGGCCUCAGUACUAUCAUCUCGAUAGCAUCUUCAAGAGCAACACUACUGAUUCCGCCAUACUCAUGACCUUUGUCUUCAACCCAUCAACAAGAUGUUCACCAGAGAUCGCGGUCGAAGCUGUGAAUUGCUUCUCCGCUUGGGUCGCCUACAGCUUCGCACAUUGGAACACAGAUCCUGUAGCUCUACAGCUUCUACAGAAUCUCACCCCAAUGGCUAUCCAACACUUAUUGCAUCGCGAACAAGAUGUCAGAGAUCCGACUGUGGAAUUCUUUGUCAACACCCUGGAGUAUCGCUCAAAGUUCCUCCAGAAGAAUGAUCUUGAGUCUCUGUCCCUGCUAGUGCGCAAAACCAUUGGUCCACAAUGUCUAGCGCAGCGCCCAAAUUUCUUGAAUCCAGCAAUCGUAGCAUUCAGCAAACUGGUCACUGCGUAUGGUAAACUGAUUGUCAAAGAUUUGAUCUCGGAGAGAAACCGCGAAUCAUCUCAAGAAAUAAUCGACCUCUUACAGCAGUUGUUGACUGCCCCUGGUUAUCCUGCUGAAGACGACCAAGUCAUCCUCAACGUCACCGAGUUCUGGAUUGAAUUCGCCGAACAGAUCGCCGACACAGUAAUGGACUCGCCAGAGGACGAGAUCACUUUCCUGGCAGUUGUGAGAACCGAUCUUAUGCAAGCCGUCCAGACAUACAUCCCAAAACUCCAAGCGCCACCUCCAUCAGAAAUGUCUGAGUGGGAUGAAGACAACGUUGACCAAUGGCAGUUUUUCCGCGAUAACAUCAGCGACUUCUUUGAUCAAGUCAAUGCCAUUCCUGACACGCACCUCUUAAGCAACAUGGUUGUUCUUGCAACCAGUGUCUUACCUACUCAAAAUUGGCUGCGUCUCGAAGUCAUAAUUUUCUCCAUCAACUGCAUCUCUGACUCUAUCGUACUGUCAGACGAGAAUACCCAGGCCCUUUCUGCGCUUAUUGGUUCUUCGUUGUUCAAUGACAUCUCAUCCAAUGAUGUCGAAGUGCCAAACAAGCUGAAGCGUGCUGCCAUGACGCUUGUUGAUCGAUAUUCUUCAUUCAUCAAGAAGAACCCCCAAUUUCUACCUCCGGUUCUUACCUUCCUCUUCACGAUUCUGGCAUCUACACCCGCAGACCGCGUCAAGCUUGCAGACGCCUCAGCGAGAACUCUCGAACAGCUUUGUUCUUCGUGCCGCAAGUCUUUGACACCACACCUUGGAGAGUUGCUUCAACAAUGCCCACAAGCACUUUCCGGCCCCUCAGCAAACAGCUAUCAGAAAGAGAAGAUCAUGGCAGCUCUUGCCUCAAUCAUCCAAGCUUUACCCACUGAAGAAGCCAAGGCUGCACCACUGGAAUCGCUGAUUGGAGUGAUCGAGAAUGACCUCAACACAGCUAUCACAACUCUAAAUGCAGGCAAUCUGGAGGACAGCGAAAUGCUAGGAACGUCUGCUUUACAGUGUCUGGCCAGCAUCGGCAAAGGUAUUCAAGCACUUACCAACGAUGUUAUCGAUGUGGACAGCGAUGACGAAGAGGCAAAUGACGACCCAGCCGCCACAAGCAACUUCUGGACUUCGUCAGCUGGCGUCGAGAUACAGAACAGGAUCGUGCAAUGCAUCAACAUUGUUGAAUUCCUGCACAACCCGGGCGAUGCCAUGGAUGCCGCCUGUGCGAUCCUGCGUGCCGGUCUCAAGGAGACGAAGCCGGGUCCCUUCGUGUUCCCACCCCAGGCCACUGUCACCUUCAUCAGUAAGGCACAAAUCAGCACACCCCGUAUCGAGGCCAUCAUCGGUACAGCGUGCAGUUUUGUCUCCAACUGUUCGCGCAAGUCGGCACCGCACAUGUUUGACGAAAUGUCGGCAGUAUACCAGAGAGUAGCGCUGGUGAUGCAGCAGCUCGGCGACCCGGCCAACGACCCCCAAUUGGCCCAGCUAUGCAUCGACUUCUUGCAGAGGCUGCUUGUCAGCUAUAUUGACGUUCUGCUCUCUCCUUCAGACGACGAGAUUGCUGCUGUUCUGCAGUUUGUCAUAAACUGCAUGGUAGGCAAUGCGCCCAUGCUCAAGCGCAACGCCUGCAACUUCUUCGAAACCUUGCUGGGUCUCGCCAACCCACGCACCGCCAACUCCCUCCCUCCCUGCCGUGUGCCUCCCCUCUCCGUCCUCUCGGCCUUCGCCGGCCCUCUCUCCCAGGCUCUCAUCUUUAACAUCGGUGGGCUGGCCCAGCGCUCGGAGAUUGAGUCGCUGUGCAAGCCCCUGCGCGCGCUCGUCUUCUCCCAGCCUGGGCUGGCCAAGCAGCACCUUGAAGCCUCUCUGCUGGACCCCGGCUUCCCGUCCACUAACGUGGGAGAGAAGGAAAAGCGGGUCUUUGCGGCCAAGGUUCUCGGGUUGAGGGGAGGUAGGCAGACGGUGGUAGUGGUCAAGGAGUUUUGGGCCUUGUGCAAGGGCACAGUGACGUCGUUUGAGUAG
Messenger RNA from Aureobasidium namibiae CBS 147.97, 3000 nucleotides. RefSeq names its product ARM repeat-containing protein. The record is from RefSeq and is a predicted model, not a curated record. The coding region runs from base 1 to 3000 and encodes 999 amino acids. Lineage: Eukaryota; Fungi; Ascomycota; Dothideomycetes; Dothideales; Saccotheciaceae. Gene Ontology annotation, biological process: protein import into nucleus. Gene Ontology annotation, cellular component: nuclear membrane; cytoplasm. The transcript has 5 exons.